UUCACGUUCUCUGUUUUUUCAGUGGAUGUGACUCUGGAUUCUGAUACAGCUCAUCCUCAGCUCAUCUUGUCUGAUGACGGAAAACAAGUGAGAUGUGGAGACAUUUGGCAGAAACUGCCAAACAACCCAGAGAGAUUUGAUCACAGUCCAUAUGUCCUGGGAAAGGAAGGAUUCUCCUCAAGGAGACUGUAUUUUGAGGUGCAGGUGAAGGGAAAGACUAACUGGACUUUAGGAGUGGCCCAAGAAUCCAUUAACAGGAAGGGAGUGAUCAAACUGAGACCCAGUAAUGGAUUUUGGACUGUGCAGCUGAGGAAUGAAAAUGAAUAUAAAGCCUGUGCUGGUCCCACUGUCUCUCUGUCUCUGACAGUGAAGCUGCAGCGGGUCUGUGUGUUUGUGGAUUAUGAGGAGGGUCUGGUCUCCUUUUAUGAUGUAGAGUCCAGCUCUCAUAUCUACUCUUACACUGGUCAGUCUUUCACUGAUAAACUCUAUCCAUAUUUUGGCCCAUCCUUAAGCUAUGCAGGUGAAAACUCAAUCCCACUGAUUAUCACACCUGUCACUUGCAAUAAAUGAAUUUACAUUCCUGAUAUGAAAGAUAAAAAUAUUAUUUUUUAUGUGAAAACAUUAUGUAUGUGGGAUAAAGGGUCUUUAAGGUUUGUUUUUCAGUUUUGAGAAUCUGCUAUAAAUAUAUAACUUUAAUCUAUGUAAUGUAAUGCUUGUUUAUUCAAGGCAUUUUCCCA
Messenger RNA from Labeo rohita (rohu), 737 nucleotides. RefSeq names its product zinc-binding protein A33-like. The annotation marks the transcript as partial. NCBI's taxonomy places the organism in Eukaryota, Metazoa, Chordata, Actinopteri, Cypriniformes, Cyprinidae. The transcript has a single exon. The record is from RefSeq and is a predicted model, not a curated record. Gene Ontology annotation, molecular function: protein binding.